AUGGCAACCCAAGCGCACUGCGCGUUCUGCUUCGAAACGCUCGUCGCAAGCCUCGAGAAGCGCCCCGCCCUCACGCUCGCCCAAGUCGAACAUCUCUGGGCCAAAUACAACACCGAGCCUACCACAACAUCCGAGCUCGAAGACGAGACCGAAGCGGAAGAAGCAGACCAGGCCGCGGCACAGGUAGAUGGCUCCCACAAAACACCCGCGAUAUCGCGUAUCCUCGCCUCUCCGCCCUCCUCCGCAAGUUCGUCAAGCCGGCAAAGCGCGAAUUCGACGCCCAGCGGUCUAAGCAGCGAGACACCAAGUAGCAUCACAAGCCAGAGCAGCAGCACUACAAACCUAGUCGAUAAGGAGGAAGAGGCAGAAGAGCAUCCCUUGUUCGUAACAUGGAACACGGUUUCGGGCUCCGGCGAGAAGCGACUUCGAGGCUGCAUUGGAACCUUUUCAGCCCAGCCCCUCACCACGGGACUCUCGUCAUAUGCGCUCACAGCCGCCUUCGACGACACGCGUUUCUCGCCCAUUAGCACACGCGAACUACCUACGCUCUCCUGCGCCGUCACACUCCUCACAGACUUUGAGCCCGUGGACGAUGUUAUGGAUUGGGAGAUUGGCACACAUGGCUUGCGGAUUAGCUUCCAGGAAAAAGGUAGGCGGUAUGGGAGCACGUAUCUGCCUGAUGUGGCGAGCGAGCAGGGGUGGACGAAGGAAGAGGCGCUGGUUAGUUUGAUGCGGAAGGCGGGGUGGAGUGGCAAGAAGGCGGAUUGGAAUAAGGUUGCGUUGAAGGUCACGAGGUAUCAGGGUAAGAAGGUAGCGUUGAGCUGGGGCGAGUGGAGGAGUUGGAGGGAUUGGGUUGAUGAGGAGAUUGCGGAUGUCUAG
This is a messenger RNA of Alternaria ethzedia, 879 nucleotides long. RefSeq lists its product as uncharacterized. The transcript has a single exon. Bases 1 to 879 code for a protein of 292 amino acids. The record is from RefSeq and is a predicted model, not a curated record. NCBI's taxonomy places the organism in Eukaryota, Fungi, Ascomycota, Dothideomycetes, Pleosporales, Pleosporaceae.